Molecule: messenger RNA, 240 nt
Organism: Sodiomyces alkalinus F11
Lineage: Eukaryota; Fungi; Ascomycota; Sordariomycetes; Glomerellales; Plectosphaerellaceae
Exons: 4
Coding region: 16-240 (74 amino acids)
Source: RefSeq, a predicted model, not a curated record
GGCGCCUGGUUGUCAAUGCCUGCUCACCUCGCGACCUUUCCAUUCCUCUCCACGACCAUGCACCAAGCACGAAUCCGCAGUCGCGCUCGUUUUUUGCAUCUCAUUGCGGUGGUCGGAAUCUGCAUCAUAUCAUGCAGGAAGCUGCAGAGCGGGAAAUGGAACACACACGACUCCCUCCCCGUAGAGCGAGCCCGUAGUGUUUGCGACAGCAGCGAGUUUGCAUUCAAAGCAGCGGGGUGA